Messenger RNA from Tarenaya hassleriana, 1615 nucleotides. Its product is annotated as probable protein phosphatase 2C 10. The record is from RefSeq and is a predicted model, not a curated record. Gene Ontology annotation, biological process: protein dephosphorylation. Lineage: Eukaryota; Viridiplantae; Streptophyta; Magnoliopsida; Brassicales; Cleomaceae. Gene Ontology annotation, molecular function: protein serine/threonine phosphatase activity. Bases 392 to 1240 code for a protein of 282 amino acids. Gene Ontology annotation, cellular component: cytosol; nucleus. The transcript is spliced from 6 exons.
CGGCAAUUGAAAAUGUCCAAAUUACAGAAACUCUGCUUUUGAGGUUCGACAAGAAAGUCAACCAUUGAAGCCCAAUACAAAGGGGAGGUGAGAUAAGAGUUUUUUUUUCUUAAGGGAGAAAAAAAAACAAAACAGAAAAUUAAGUCUCCUCGUCGUCGUGUUCCACUAAUUCCGUCGUUUUACCGAAGACUUUCACGAAGACGUGGCGGACUCUGUCAUUUUGUUGAUACCCCUUCAGUCACGGUGUUAUUCCUACGGUAGACACCCCCAAGGUCGAGUCUUUCUCGUUUCUGAAAUCUGGGUUCUGCUCUUGGAGGCCGGAAGAUUGAAGCGGAUGCUGCCGAGCCAGUUGAACAAAUCGGAAUUGUUGUUUAAUUAAGCAUCUGCUUUCAUGGAGAGGCUUUGCUGCUUCGGUUCUUCAGAUUACGAUCUUGCAGUUGGGCGGUCAUCUGCUAGCUCUGGAAAAGGGAAAAACGGCCAUGGCAAGAUCAAGUUUGGUUACAGCUUAGUGAAAGGAAAAGCCAAUCAUCCAAUGGAGGAUUAUCAUGUGGCCAAGUUUGUGAAAAUGGGUGGUCAUGAACUCGGUCUGUUUGCUAUCUACGAUGGCCAUUUGGGUGAACGUGUUCCAGCGUAUCUACAGAAACAUCUAUUCUCAAAUAUCCUCAAGGAGGAGGAUUUCUUACGUGAUCCACACAGAUCAAUCAUGAAAGCCUAUGAGAAAACAGACCAGGCGAUUCUCUCGCAUACCUCUGACUUGGGCCGAGGUGGUUCAACUGCAGUAACCGCUAUUCUGAUAAACGGGCGUCAUCUGUGGGUGGCAAACGUGGGUGAUUCCCGAGCUGUUCUAUCUCAAGGCGGUCGGGCAAUUCAGAUGACCACAGAUCAUGAACCACACACCGAAAGAAUGAGCAUCGAGGAUAGAGGAGGCUUCGUAUCAAACAUGCCAGGAGAUGUCCCUCGGGUUAAUGGUCAGUUAGCCGUUUCCCGUGCUUUUGGGGACAAGAGCCUUAAAACCCAUCUAAGAUCAGAUCCAGACAUACAAGAUACCACGGUAGACGGUUACACAGACAUUCUUGUUCUGGCAAGCGAUGGUCUAUGGAAGGUUAUGGCUAACCAAGAGGCCGUGGAUAUUGCAAGGAGGAUCAAAGAUCCUUUGAAAGCGGCGAAAGAACUAACAGCCGAAGCAAUCAGAAGAGAUAGCAAAGACGACAUUUCUUGCGUUGUCGUUAGAUUUAGGUGAUGGAAUCUUUUCGAACAUCCGAAUAAACAGGUCAGAUUCCGACAAGGCUUUCAUUCCAACAAGAAAAGUCAUGUGAUUCCGCAGAAUUGGAGAUGGUGGAGGGUUAUCUUUAUUUUUCCGGUGUAUAAUUCCGGUGGUUGUUAGUUUUCCGGCGUCCUGUCUGGUAUUGGUUUUGAUUUUUGCUUUUUUGAAAGUGAACCAUGAAUGAUGUUUGUGUAUGAAACUUCUCUUCUGCAUUUGUUCAGAGAAACUGGUGGGUGUGUGUAGAUAAAAAAAAGCACAUUUUUUUCUUUGCUUUGUUUAUUGGACAUAAAAACAUGUUUUCUUGUAAUGGGAACUUGUAUUUUCUGUUAUGCACUUUGUGAAAUUCUGUUA